AUGAAGUCCAACUUUGUCAGCAUCGAUCAACAUGGACAGGCUUACGUGAACUGUACCUACAACAUCGAUGGAGUGGUCGGAGUACGGAAGUGCUCGAUGCCCUCGUCAGAUUCUGCCUUUGACAUGGGAUUCGCUUGUUUCGCUUUAUGGAAUUCUGAGGGCGGAAUCAUCGCGCAAGACUGUUGGGUCCAUCAAGAGGUAUGUCCUCAAACGAUGUUUCAAUCCCUAUAA
Messenger RNA from Haemonchus placei, 231 nucleotides. NCBI's taxonomy places the organism in Eukaryota, Metazoa, Nematoda, Chromadorea, Rhabditida, Trichostrongylidae. The record is from the annotation of a GenBank genome assembly.